GAUGUUUGUAAACUGAGAAAAACUUCCAAACUGUAGCACAUUAAGUUGAUAGGGAUGUCUUGGAUAAAAAGAAACUACACUUUUCUCCCAAAGCAGCAGGGUAGUUGAGCCAAGGCUGGAACUGAGGACACUUCCUGUUUCUGAACUAGUUAGUUUAGCAAAUGGCAAACACUCGCCUAGAUAACGUCCUAGGCACCUAGCUGAAGCUUUCAAGAAGCAUCAGGUGGACUGCAGACUGGCAUCAGGUGGACUGCAGAACUGGCAGAACUUCUCAUACGUGAGAGACAAGACCAGUUGCGUGAGCACGCAUGUGUGAAUACACACAAAAUUAACUGUACAUACACAUGUCAGUGUACAGCCUCUGUGAAAGCAUUUUCAAAGGUCCAGAGCUAAGGUUCUAAGCUUCAGGUCUAAACAGGUUUUCUGUAUCACAAUAACAGGUUUUUCUACUGAUGCACUAAGACAUUGACUUGAAAAAGUAAAAGAACAGGUCUAUUUGAGCAAAGCAACUCCCAGAUUUUUUAAAAAAUGGAUUUGACCAACCAUGGACUUAUUCUACUGCAGCAGUUAAACGCUCAGCGAGAGUUUGGUUUCCUGUGUGACUGCACGGUUGCAAUCGGCGAUGUAUACUUCAAGGCACACAAAUCAGUUCUUGCUUCAUUCUCCAAUUACUUUAAGAUGUUGUUUGUCCAUCAGACCAGUGAGUGUGUCCGUCUGAAGCCCACCGACAUUCAGCCCGACAUAUUCAGCUAUCUGCUCCACCUGAUGUACACCGGGAAGAUGGCCCCACAGCUCAUCGACCCUGUGCGGUUGGAGCAAGGGAUCAAAUUCCUGCACGCGUACCCCCUCAUCCAGGAAGCCAGCCUCGCCAGCCAGGGCACCUUUUCCCAUCCCGAGCAAGUCUUCCCGCUGGCCUCUUCAUUGUACGGCAUUCAAAUCGCCGACCACCAGCUGAGACAAGCCGCCAAGAUGAAUUUAGGGCCUGAGAAACUUGGGCGGGAGCCGAGGCCGCAGGCAUCCAGGAUGAACCCGGAGCCGGUGCCCGAGACCUCGCAACUGUCCCAGCUGACUACACACCUGACACAGGUGAACCGGACAAACAUGACGCCCGCAGACCCCCUGCAGACCUCGCUGUCACCCGAACUUGUCUCCACGCCUGUUCCUCCCCCUCCUCCUGGGGAGGAGACCAACCUGGAGGCCUCUUCCUCAGACGAGCAGCCGUCCACCCUCACGAUCGCCCACGUGAAGCCAAGCAUCAUGAAAAGGAACGGCAGCUUCCCCAAGUACUAUGCCUGCCACCUGUGUGGCCGGCGCUUCACGCUGCGCAGCAGCCUGCGAGAGCACCUGCAGAUCCACACCGGGGUGCCCUUCACGGCCGGCCCACCCGGGGAAGGCCGCGGGCCCCUGUCGCUCUGCAGCAAUGCAGCCGACCUGGGCAAGGAUGCCCUGGAAGUGCCCGAGGCGGGCAUGAUCAGCGACAGCGAGCUCCAGCACAUCUCCGACUCCCCCAUCAUCGACGGGCAGCAGCAGUCGGAGACACCACCGCCCUCGGACAUUGCAGACAUUGACAACCUGGAGCAGGCGGACCAGGAGAGGGAGGUGAAGAGGCGUAAGUACGAGUGCACCAUCUGCGGCCGCAAGUUCAUUCAGAAGAGCCACUGGCGCGAGCACAUGUACAUUCACACCGGCAAGCCCUUCAAGUGCAGCACCUGCGACAAGAGCUUCUGCAGGGCCAACCAGGCCGCGCGCCACGUGUGCCUCAACCAGAGCAUCGACACGUACACCAUGGUGGACAAGCAGACGCUGGAGCUCUGCACCUUCGAGGAAGGCAGUCAGAUGGACAGCAUGCUGGUGCAGGCCAAUAAGCCCUACAAAUGCAACCUGUGCGACAAGACCUUCUCCACCCCCAACGAGGUGGUCAAACACUCCUGCCAGAACCAGAACUCAGACGUGUUUGCCCUGGACGAGGGCCGCUCAGUCCUCCUGGGCGGUGGGGACUCGGAAGUAACUGAGUCAGACCGUCCUGUGUUAGCGACCAUCAAAAAGGAACAGGAAACUGUAUUACUAGACUGAAUGUUACUUGUCUUUUUAAAAACUGUCAUUUUUACACAGAACCUUCUCCCCCCCCACCCCCACCGCCACCCCCACCCUGGGGACAGUUUCUCCAUGGCAUGAUACAAACGGGCCCACUCCUUUCCGGUCCCCUCCUCCGCCCCUAUCCCCUUAAGGCUUUGUGCAUUAUAAACCUGGACUCUAUUUACUUUCAUUCAGGGGAUAUUGGAUGGAUAAUGGUCAGUAGGAUCUAUAAAGAAAUAGGUUUUGAGAAGUUUUAGAUUAUUUUAAAAACCUACUUGAAAAUAAUUAAGAGUAUAUAAUAAAACAACUAGAAUAUAAUUUGGUAAGCUAAAAUUAUGACUGUCCCCGGGUAAUAAGUCUUCCUUCUCAAAGAAACCAAGUCGGAAAAUACAGCAUGCUUCUUAGAGAUAAAGCUGGGCUCUGCUAUGCAAACCUAGAAGGUGUGGGGAAACUUGAAACCCGAGAAAGUGUUUUUACUAUUUGCCCUCUAGGUGUCCGAUUUCAGAGUGUAUCCUUUUGAGAUUAUGUCCAGUUAAGGAAAAUCACUAGUUAAGAAAUCAACAAAAUGCGAGAGUAAUAAUGUGAUGGCAAUCUUCAUUUUUGGAUCAAACCUGACGGGGCUGUGAGUUUGUAUGUGAGCGGACACGUGGAUACUUGCUACAAAAAAUGAGAGAAUUGAUGCUCAUGCCUUACCCGAUGCGGCCACUUUCCAAGAUGAGCAAGAAGAUGCUGGGUUUUGGUUUCUGGCAAGCUUGUUUUAAAGUCAGAUCUGAAAGCACGAUUCUGUAGAACGUCGUUCCGGACAGCUAAUGACACGCCAUGUCCUAGCAGUUGCCAGUGGGGAGCGUGUGUCAGCGCCAGCCAGCUGCCUGUAAAGUCAGUGUGUGUGCUGCAGGGAAAGGACUGUGAAACGCCCAUCUUACAAGGGAAGUUUGAGCGGAAGUUGUAACUAAAUGAGUGUAAAGUUGUUGCUGCCUGGCUUGGUGGUGCCCAUCUAUGACCCCAGAGCUAGGGAAGGGGAUUGGGGAUGGGGUGGGCCAAAGGCAGGAGAAUUGGAAAUUUGAGGCCAGCCUGGGCUACAUAGAGAGACCUUGCUUUAAAAAAAAAUAAAAGCAGUGCCCAUAGUUCACUGGUGACAUCUACUAAGGCAUCAAAAAAUAACGAAGAGAAAUCAGGAUGACAAAAAAAACUUAAAUUUCUUCUUGGAGGAAAAAUAAACAAUUGAUUUUGAUAUGUAUCCUCCAAUUUUUGUUAAUACCUGAAAUUUUCCCCACUGGCCUAACAGCAUUAAAAGUUGUCCAUUAAUCUUCCCUUGGGCCAAUAAGAAAAUGGUUUCACAGGAUGUAACAGGAGCCAGAAGUGAGGGCUAAGGGGUGAGGGGUGGGCUAGUGCAUAGCUAUUCCGUACGUGUAUGUUAGAAACUGAAUAUCCCAUUCCCUCUUAUAUGUAUAGCCGAGUUCUCAAAUUUGUAAGUUUUUAUACAUCCUUUCAUUGAAUAAACAUUUAAUUAAAUGGG
Mesocricetus auratus (golden hamster) is the source of this 3592-nucleotide messenger RNA. RefSeq names its product zinc finger and BTB domain containing 2 (gene Zbtb2). The transcript has 3 exons. NCBI's taxonomy places the organism in Eukaryota, Metazoa, Chordata, Mammalia, Rodentia, Cricetidae. The coding region runs from base 529 to 2073 and encodes 514 amino acids. Gene Ontology annotation, biological process: regulation of transcription by RNA polymerase II. Gene Ontology annotation, cellular component: nucleus. Gene Ontology annotation, molecular function: protein binding; RNA polymerase II cis-regulatory region sequence-specific DNA binding; DNA-binding transcription factor activity, RNA polymerase II-specific. The record is from RefSeq and is a predicted model, not a curated record.